AUGAUCAACCCAAUUGAUAGCCCCUCGUUCGUGCGGCUGAACACCGCUGAAGCUUCAACUACGCCCGAGAAGGCCAUCUCAUUCAUUGAACGUGACGGUGGAGUGAUCAUCGAGAACCUCAUCUCCUCUGAACUGGCCGAGCAAAUCAAAAAUGACUUAAAGCCUCACUUCGAUAAAGAUAUCCCCGAUAAAUAUGGUUUCUUUCCAGCAACGACCCAGCGCGCAACGGGUUUGUUAGGCAUUUCUGAUGCUUGCGUAGAGCUUGCCUGCAACCCAUUCUAUAUAAGCGUUGCGAAUGCUCUCGUCUCCUCGAGCUUCACCUUCUGGAGAGAUGACCGUCAAGUGACAGUCAGCGGCAAGCCGAUUAUAUCUUCCACUGUUGGAUUUCGAGUGAACCCUGGAGGGAAGCAGCAGGUGCUGCAUCGGGAUGACAACGAUUAUCAUCCCACAAAUAAAGAGAUGCCUGUCAUGAUCGGCUGUGUGACGGCACUGACAAAGACAACGAAAGAGAACGGUGCCACGAUUGCAAUUCCCGGCUCGCAUUUGUGGGGACCGGAGCGUCGGCCACUGAAUGAGGAGGCUGUUCCCGCAGAGCUUCAGCCUGGAGACGCAUUCAUCUUCUUGGGCAACCUCUACCAUGCUGGUGGCUCUAAUAUCACUCGGGACGAGUACCGUGAGACGGUUGGUAUCUUCCUCUGCAAGCCAACGCUGCGCCCUGCUGAGAACCAGUUCCUCAUGGUACCACUUGAGCGAGCCAGACAGCUCAAACCACAGGCUCAGAGACUGUUAGGCUAUGGACUUUGCGACCCUGGAGUAGGGUUCAUGAACUACCAGGACCCUAUGAGGGUUCUCUUCGGGGUCGAGGAUGAAGAAACCAUCAAUAUGUGA
This is a messenger RNA of Penicillium daleae, 888 nucleotides long. Its product is annotated as phytanoyl-CoA dioxygenase family protein. The record is from RefSeq and is a predicted model, not a curated record. Lineage: Eukaryota; Fungi; Ascomycota; Eurotiomycetes; Eurotiales; Aspergillaceae. The transcript is spliced from 3 exons. Bases 1 to 888 code for a protein of 295 amino acids.